Xenopus laevis (African clawed frog) is the source of this 1519-nucleotide messenger RNA. It is a transcript of the gene frzb2.S, whose product is annotated as frizzled related protein 2 S homeolog. Gene Ontology annotation, cellular component: extracellular region. The coding region runs from base 84 to 986 and encodes 300 amino acids. Lineage: Eukaryota; Metazoa; Chordata; Amphibia; Anura; Pipidae. The record is from RefSeq and is a predicted model, not a curated record. Gene Ontology annotation, biological process: canonical Wnt signaling pathway; non-canonical Wnt signaling pathway; regulation of multicellular organismal development. The transcript has 4 exons. Gene Ontology annotation, molecular function: Wnt-protein binding.
CAAAUCAAGACAAGCUCAAUCGCCUCAUCAUUUAGGAAGGAGAAACACUAGUUUUUAGUGCAGCCUCUACAAGGAAAAUCCCAAUGGCCCCUCAGCUAUGUCAGAACCUGGGAAAGCUGUGUUCCCAGGGGCCACUGAUGGUUUUGCUGUGCUUCUUGACUUGUGUCUCACAAUCUAUGUAUCUGGACUUCUUUGGCAGCUCCUCAAGAUGCAUGCGAAUCCCAAAGAAUAUGGCUUUGUGUUAUGACAUUGGAUAUUCGGAGAUGAGGAUCCCCAACUUGCUGGAACAUGAGACAAUGGCUGAGGCCAUCCAACAAUCCUCAAGCUGGUUACCGUUGCUGGCAAGAGAGUGCCAUCCUGAUGCCAGAAUAUUCCUGUGCUCACUCUUUGCACCUAUUUGCCUGGAUCGGUAUAUCUACCCGUGCCGCAGUCUGUGUGAAGCUGUAAGGAGCAGUUGUGCCCCUAUCAUGGCCUGCUAUGGGUACCCUUGGCCUGAGAUACUCAAAUGUGAUAAGUUUCCUGAAGACCACGGCAUGUGUAUCUCACCCAUCACAUAUGAUACUGGCUCUACCCGUAGAACAGUGCCCCGAGCCAGCUGUAGGGACUGUGAACUUGAAGAAGCCAGCACUUCCAAGCCAAUACUUGAUACAUUCUGCAAUAAUGAUUUUGUUGCCAAGGUCCGUAUCACCAAAAAGAACAUCACUUCAGCGAACCUUUAUGACUUUGAUAUGGAUUCGAAACUGGAGAUCCUGAAACACGGCUCCUUGCCCAAAACGGAUGUCCUUCCUAGGCUUCAGCAGUGGCUGGAUCUGGAUGCUACCUGUGUGCAGAAUAUCAUGCGUGGGACCCGCACGGGCAUUUAUGUGAUAUGCGGAGAAGUGCAAGAGGACAAGGUAGUGGUGAACAAUGCCUACGCAUGGCAGAAAAAGAACAGAAACCUGCAGUUUGCUGUACGGAAAUGGAAGAACCAUAAGUGUCGGGUAUAGGAAUUCCCAUUUUGUUGUACUGCAGAGAAACCAAAGUCCUGUGUUGUGAAUGUGAAACAAUAGAAAUAGGGGCAUUCAUGAGAACUGUAUAUAAUACUGUAUAUAUCUAUGCUAAUUUACUAUAAAAACCUUAUUGAAAAAAAGAGCAGAACGGUCUCCUACUGCUUGAGAGGUCACCAGUGUCAUUAAAAAGGGCUACAAAUUAUUGAAAGAACUCUUAAAGGGGUGCUUCAUCUUUAACUCCCACAAUAACAAGGGUAGUGAAAAUAAGCAGAGCUCACCCUCUUACUGUGCAGCGUGUCCCUGUCGGCCGCUGCUCCCGCGGUAACCCGGCAACUUCAAUCCGGAACUUGCAACAUUCCAUGUGACCCGCAGUUUAGCGCUGACCGAAACAUCCAACGGAAUCACUACUAAUUGCUUUGAAAAAUGGCUUUUAUUCACACAUAAUAUGGGGCAAAUUUACUUAUGGUCGAAUAUCGAGGGUUAAUUAACCCUCGAUAUUCGACUGCCGAAUGUAAAUCCUUCGACUUCGA